AUGGAAGCCAAGAGCAGCUCAGAUCCCCCGUCGUUGCAAGUGGACUUGGACCAAACACCCCGUCCCUCGAAGCGACUCCGCGACCUCGAUAGCGUGCCCCAACCCCCUCUCUCUCCGACCAAGAGCGCCUCAAGCGCUGCAGCAUCCGAAGCCUCCGAAGUCGAAUCACAUCAGAGUGGGCGCUUGAGCCCUGUGAAACAGCUCCAGUUGCUCGAAGACUUUGAGGAGCAGCCCGUUGUCUUUUGCAACUUUGGUGACGACGAGGAAGGGGAGGAGCCCGAAGACGUCACGGCGAUGCGCAGAGCGACUCAGCAAUUUGCAGAUGGUAUUGGAAUCUUGGGGUACCAUGACAUCAAUGCGGUCGUUUCCACUCUGCCGCCAAUAGAUAGGAUGCGAUUUCAGUAUUCUUGGGCAAACGACCUGGAGCAGCGUUGUGUCCUCGGUUCUAUGCCUUCGACGGCGCAGAUACUAGAAAUUGUAGAGACCGCACGAAAAUACGAUUAUGGAUCGGGUGUUUCCGAGGACGAGUGGAACUCUGAGGUCCAACAUCCGCUCCUCAAACUUGCGCGCAAUACGUCUAAGCACCGGCAGACACUCGACAUCCACAAUGUGAAAACGGCUCGAAUCGAACCCCCAUCGCUCGCGCGCUCCACUGUUCCUGGUCGCGUCGUUGACUACGUUGUCACCCUCAACCCGAACCCCGCUACCAAGCAAGCGUGGCGCCACCUCCGUUUGCUACCAGGCGCACCUAUAAAGUCCUGGAACCAUACGACUCGUGCUCGUCACAAUCCUAUCGCCAUCAAUAUCGAGACCAAAGGCCCCAUGAAGUCAUGGACAGAUGGCAAACCCCAAAUAGCGAUAUGGACGGACGCAUGGUUGAAACGCCUUGCCCUGAUUCGCGGCAAUACUAGCGGACAGUGGCCCGAUCUUCCGCUCCUGAUCGUCCAAGGCCAUGACUGGCAUUUGUUGAUUGUUCCGAAGAACGACCAGAAAAUGACCAUUUGGGAGCAAAUUGACAUGGGAAGCACAAGGUCGUGCUUUGAUGCAAUGAAAGUAGUGACGGUCCUUCACUGGCUUAUGGACUGGGCCGAGAGGGUGUGGCGACCGUGGCUCCUGUCAUUGCCAAAGUGA
Messenger RNA from Westerdykella ornata, 1131 nucleotides. RefSeq lists its product as uncharacterized. Bases 1 to 1131 code for a protein of 376 amino acids. NCBI's taxonomy places the organism in Eukaryota, Fungi, Ascomycota, Dothideomycetes, Pleosporales, Sporormiaceae. The transcript has 3 exons. The record is from RefSeq and is a predicted model, not a curated record.